Molecule: messenger RNA, 1182 nt
Organism: Penicillium cinerascens
Lineage: Eukaryota; Fungi; Ascomycota; Eurotiomycetes; Eurotiales; Aspergillaceae
Product: PRCC domain-containing protein
Exons: 1
Coding region: 1-1182 (393 amino acids)
Cellular component (GO): nucleus
Source: RefSeq, a predicted model, not a curated record
AUGGCGCUGGUAGCCUACUCCGACUCCGAAGGCUCUGAUGCCGAGCCCGAUACUACCCCGGCCUCCUCCACCGCGAACAAAGCUGAGUCUGGCCCUGGCUUCCAAGUGGACCGCAGCAACCCGCGCAAGAUCCGCGUUGCUCUCCCAGAGGUCAAGCCAGAACAUGCACCCGACCAGGACGGCGAGGAUGGACCUGCGCGCAAGAAGGCCCGGGUAGGAGGUGGAGGUGCCUUCUCAGGCUUCAACUCCUUCCUUCCCGCCCCGAAAAAGGCCGAGAAGAAAGCGCCGGUGGCUACGACCCGCAAGGUGUUCAGCCUGAAGACUGGCGCGACGCCUGGCUUCAGCCGUGAGGCCGAUGCGGAGAUGAGGAAUGAUUUCGCAUUCGACGCCGAUGCUGGCGGAGAUGACGCGGACACCAUCCCUGCGGCUGGAAGCCUGGGAUCGCAAACCACAUCAAACGAUGCGCCGACGACAACGACAGAGAUUGGGGAGUUCAAGCUGCAAGGGAACCCCAUGAUGUUCAGACCUUUGUCUGUGGGGCGUAACCAAAAGAAGAAAAAGUCUACCAAGACUACAUCCCAACCCAUACCUUCAGCGCCAGCGCCCAGAGGCCAAGGUUCAGAAAUGGCAGCACCUCAACCGACUACAAAAGCGCCCGCGGAGCCAGCUCCACCAAAACCCAAAGUCAGUCUGUUCUCGCUGUCUUCCGAAGACUCGAGUCGAACAGACGAUCUCCCCGCGUCAGCAGGGACGUACGAGCCAUUGGUAUACGAAACCGAGACGCCAUCUGCAGGCCCAGCACCAGCGCCUGAGCUCGCCUCCGCUGUUCCAGACUAUUCCAAAACCACGACAGUAUCUUCAAAUCCUUCGUCAUUGGAUAAUAUCGCCAACGAUCUGAACCUCUCGAAAUCAGAGCGACGCCAACUCUUCGGCCGUAACGCACCGCCAGCCGAGUCUCGCAUUCUCGAGUUCAAUACGGACAAGGAGUACGCCACAAACCAGGCACUUGCACAGACUGAAUUGGCUGCUACUCAACAUAACCCGGUCCGUGCCAUUGCGCCAGGCAAGCACACUUUGCAGCAACUGGUCAACGCAGCGAGCUCGCAAAAGGACGCGCUGGAGGAGAGCUUUGCCGCAGGAAGGCGAAACAAGAAGGAGGCGGGUUCGAAGUAUGGAUGGUAG